AUACGAUCUCCCCGCUCCCUCUCUCACAGACAGACACAUCAACCGAGCAGACCCAAAAGAGCAAACGUGUGCAGUUCUCUCUCACUAUGGGUGCGCGGGGACAUUCGUGAAUAAUUACCGGAGUUUGACACCUUUGUAGACGAGGAAUCGAAAUCGUUUUGCGAUCGUUCGUGGGAUUUUCGCGCGGAGUCCCACUCCUAAAUACAUUUCUGAAGGGAAUCCGCUGUUCUCGGUGAAGGACGGAGAGUGCCGGUGUUUUCCAGCACAGUUACGCAUCGCAAGGACUGAGGAUCGUUUUGAGAAGGCGACAAAAAAAAUGUUACUGUCCAAGUUUGGAUCUUUUUCUCAUAUUUGCAACACGACCAACAUCGACCACUUGCCGGUGAAAAUUCAACUCCAAGCAGCCAAGGCCGAAAGGGAGCCAUUUGACAAGGUGUAUCAUGUGGGCUCGGUGCUGGGAAGCGGCGGCUUCGGGACAGUGUACGCCGGGUCUCGGAUCUCAGACGCGUUGCCGGUUGCGAUAAAACACGUCGCUAAGGAGAGAGUCACCGAAUGGGGUACGAUUAACGGCUCGCUGGUUCCCCUCGAGAUCGUUUUGUUGAAGAAGGUGGGGAGUACGUUUCAGGGGGUCAUUAAACUCCUCGACUGGUAUGAGAGAGCCGACGGCUGGCUGAUUGUAAUGGAGCGGCCGGAGAUGGUGAAGGAUUUAUUCGACUUCAUCACGGAGAAAGGCGCGCUGGACGAGGACACCGCCAGGCGCUUCUUCAGACAGGUGCUGGAGGCGGUGAGGCACUGCUACAGCUGCGGGGUGGUUCACCGGGAUAUCAAAGACGAGAACCUCCUGGUGGAUCUACGCUCGGGAGACCUGAAGCUCAUUGACUUCGGCUCCGGGGCUAUCCUCAAGGACACCGUCUACACAGACUUUGAUGGCACGAGAGUGUACAGUCCUCCCGAGUGGAUACGUUACCACAGGUACCAUGGACGCUCGGCAACCGUUUGGUCCCUUGGUGUCCUACUGUACGACAUGGUGUGCGGCGACAUCCCGUUUGAGCAUGAUGAGGAGAUUCUGAGAGGACGGCUCUUUUUCAGGAGAAGAGUCUCUCCAGUGUGUCAGCAGCUCAUCAAAUGGUGCCUCUGCUUGAGACCUUCUGACCGGCCCACUUUGGAGCAGAUCUUCGAGCAUCAGUGGAUGCGCAUGGAGGAAAGCCCGAAAGCAGAAAGCAGCGACAUCACACUUCACGCCAUCAGCAUAGAAUCGGGCAAAGAAGGCCUUUGACGGAUGCGGGGACGGCGAGUGAAUGGACUCUGAGACCUUUUUGCUCUUGUUCCCAGUCUGUUGGUUAUCAGGACUUCGGUUUAUGUUGCAUAAAUGUAUUUUUUUGGUUUUUCAUGCUAAGGGUGAGUUGUUAACCCGUAGGGUUUGCGUGAGCAGCAAUGCUAGUGAUCCUUUAAUCUUACUGGUUGCUCUUAUAGAGCUUGGACAUUAUUUUCCUUUUAGACUAUCUUUUUAGUUUUCUGUGCCUUUUUUGGAAAGCUGCUUUUAUGGGAUUCAAGUCACGACAGACACCAGGUGGAUAUCUUGGAUUUUAGGGGAACUCCCCUGGAUUCAUGGGAAUCUUCAAAGACUGUAUCUAGUUAUGUGGUGGGUCUCCCUUGCCCUCUAGUGGUCGAAUACUUGAAGUACACACUUACUACUCUCUUAACAGUAUCUCUGCUGCUCUGCCAUUCAUAUUCACUAUUUCAAUGGUUUUCGCUUCUGUUGUUGUUUUCUGAAUGUCUUCCACUACUUCAUCUCUGUUGACAUCACUUUUUAGACUUUGCUUGGCAAAGACUUGAGUGAUGUGCAUAAUCAAUGCAAUAUCCAUGGACUCACUUAUCUUUCCUUAUUUCUUUUUUUGGGGGAGGGGGGGGGGUUCUUUUUUUUUUAAAUAGAAGUAUUUGCAUUGUAUUUAUGUACAUUUUCUUCCAUGUAUCUUAUUUAUUCAUGCAAUACAAACAUUCCACAUUCA
Molecule: messenger RNA, 2009 nt
Organism: Carassius carassius (crucian carp)
Lineage: Eukaryota; Metazoa; Chordata; Actinopteri; Cypriniformes; Cyprinidae
Product: serine/threonine-protein kinase pim-3-like
Exons: 6
Coding region: 317-1276 (319 amino acids)
Biological process (GO): negative regulation of apoptotic process; regulation of mitotic cell cycle; protein autophosphorylation
Cellular component (GO): cytoplasm
Molecular function (GO): ATP binding; protein serine/threonine kinase activity
Source: RefSeq, a predicted model, not a curated record